GCGGGGCUCUUCUGGACAUACUAAAAGCGUGCGCGAGCGCUCUCUUCUGUCCUGUACGGAGGAGCACGUGUGACUGAUCGGGUUUACCUGCGCCACUCUCCACAUUAUCAGCUUUACUGUAAAAACAACCUUCAGUCAUGGUUAAGCUUGCCAAGGCGGCUAAGAAACAAGCGCCUCCAAAGAAAAAGGCACCUCCACCUCCCAAGGAAGUGGAAGAAGAAUCCAGCGAUGAGGAAGAAGAGGUGAGGAAUCCAUCAGCUAAAGCCGUAACGAAGAAAGCAGCAGCUCCGGCUAAGAAAGUGAAGAACGGGAAAGCUGCUGCCAAACAGGAGAGCGACGAUGAAGAAUCUGAAGAGGAAGCUCCUCCCCCAAAGAAGGCCACGCCUGCUAAAGCUGCAGCUCUUGCCAAGAAAGCAGCGCCUGCUGAGGAGUCCGAUGACGACGAGGAGGAUGAUGAAGAUGAUGAAUCUGAGGAAGAGCUGCCUCCACCCAAGAAGGCGACUCCGGCCAAAGCCACAAAGAAAGCAGCUCCUGCAGCCAAAGCACCUGCUGCGGAGGAGGAUGAUGAUGAGGAAGAUGAUGAUGAAGAAGAGGAAAUGGACACGACUCCAGCCCCCAAAAAGGCAGGAAUGGUGAAAGCAAAGGAGGACUCUGAAGAGGAGGAAGAUGAUGAUGAUGAGGAGGAUGAUGAUGAUGAGGAAGAAGAAACCCCGGUCACUCCAGCGAAAAGGAAAGCUCAGACCAAAAAAGAGAAGGGAACGCCGCCGACAAAGAAAGCUAAAACUGAUGGUGAAGGUUUCAGUCUCUUCUUGGGCAACUUGAACAACAAUAAAGACUUUGAUGAAAUCAAGUCUGCAAUCACAAAGUUCUUCUCAAAGGAAGGCCUUGAAAUUCAGGAAGUCCGUCUUGGCGGGACCAAGAAAUUUGGCUACGUUGACUUCGCGUCAGAGGAAGACCUGCAGAAGGCUUUGGGACUCAACGGCAAGAUUCUGUUGGGCCAACCGGUGAAACUCGACAAAGCCAAAAGCAAGGAAAACUCCCAGGAAAACAAAAAAGAGAGAGAUUCACGCACUUUGUUCGUAAAGAACCUGCCGUACUCCGUAACGCAGGAGGAACUGAAGGAAAUCUUUGACCAGGCUGUUGAUAUCAGGAUGCCGAUGGGCAACAGCGGUUCGAGCAGAGGAAUUGCCUACCUUGAGUUCAAGUCUGAGGCAAUCGCAGAGAAAGCAAUGGAGGAGGCACAAGGGACCGAUGUUCAGGGCCGUUCUAUCAUCAUAGACUUCACCGGAGAAAAGAGUCAGAAGGGCGGCAAACCUGCUGCUGUUGCAAACAAAGUACUGGUGGUAAACAACCUAGCGUUCACUGCGAAUGAAGACGCCCUCCAGAGUGUGUUUGAGAAGGCCGUGUCCAUCAGAAUACCACAGAGCAACAACAGACCGAAGGGAUAUGCGUUUUUAGAGUUUGAGAACGUGGAGGAUGCCAAGGAGGCGCUGGAGAACUGCAACAACACAGAAAUCGAGGGAAGAAAUAUCAGAUUAGAGUUCAGUCAGAACGAAAGAGAGAGAGGCAGUGGAGGAGGAAGAGGAGGCUCUGGACCUACAAAAACCCUUUUUGUCAAAGGCCUGUCAGAAGACACCACAGACCAGUCUCUGAAAGAGUCGUUUGAUGGAGCGGUCAAUGCCAGAAUCGUCAUGGACCGAGACACCGGGUCAUCUAAAGGGUUUGGUUUCGUAGACUUCGAUAGCGAAGAAGACUGCAAGGCGGCCAAAGAGGCCAUGGAUGACGGCGAGAUCGACGGGAACCGAGUCACUCUGGACUACGCCAAGCCUAAGGGCGAGGGCGGCCGAGGGGGCGGCAGAGGAGGUUUCGGAGGACGUGGCGGUGGACGAGGUGGUUUCGGAGGCCGAGGGGGCGGCAGGGGCGGUGGCUUCAGGGGAGGACGAGGAGGAAGAGGCGGCGGCUUCAGAGGAGGAAGAGGCGGUGGACGCGGUGGAUUCGGCGACAGACCACAAGGGAAGAAGAUGAAGUUUGAUUAAGUCUGUAACUGAACUGUUUCCGUUUGCUUAAAUCCACAUUGUCGGAGCGUUUCUAGGACAUUCCAGAAAGCAUCAGUAACUGUACAGUGACCCCCGACCCCUCGCUCCCUUUUAACUGUGCGAGUUCUGAAACGUCCCAAGCAUUCGCGUGAAUGUUGUAAUUAUGCUCUGCUGGUUUAGAUACAGGUUGUACAUGCAACAGUUUGGUGUGUGUGCGUGUGUUUGGUCUUUUUGUUAUGGUGUGCAUCAACACCCCACCUCCAACAAAUUAUUUAAUUUUCUUUUUAAGGAAAUAACUUUAACUUUAGGUUCAAGUUUAAUGUGCAGUACCCUUUUAAUGUGCAAAGCAUAUUGUAACACAUAGAGUUGAUUGCCUAUUUAGAGAUAAAUCUAUUUGAAUGGGAUUAACAUGGAUAUAAAGUGUGUGGUAUGGCUAGUGUCAAAUUUAUAAACUAAAUUUGGCUUGUGACAGUGUUUUGCGCUUUCUUUUUUUUGUUUCCAGAUUUUUCACAAUGUAAAGAACCAUUUUGAUUAAAAUUGGUUUUUUAAA
Messenger RNA from Carassius carassius (crucian carp), 2586 nucleotides. RefSeq names its product nucleolin (gene nucleolin). Lineage: Eukaryota; Metazoa; Chordata; Actinopteri; Cypriniformes; Cyprinidae. The transcript has 16 exons. The record is from RefSeq and is a predicted model, not a curated record. The coding region runs from base 138 to 2036 and encodes 632 amino acids. Gene Ontology annotation, molecular function: RNA binding.